This is a messenger RNA of Chaetomium strumarium, 2217 nucleotides long. RefSeq names its product amino acid permease/ SLC12A domain-containing protein. Gene Ontology annotation, biological process: amino acid transmembrane transport. The transcript has 3 exons. Gene Ontology annotation, cellular component: membrane. Gene Ontology annotation, molecular function: amino acid transmembrane transporter activity. The record is from RefSeq and is a predicted model, not a curated record. Lineage: Eukaryota; Fungi; Ascomycota; Sordariomycetes; Sordariales; Chaetomiaceae. The coding region runs from base 215 to 1936 and encodes 573 amino acids.
GUCCCAGGGGAGGGGCUACACAGUGCAGGCCUUACACAGUAGGGUAGCAGACAAGAGCCGCAACGUUGUGUUGCUCGGGCCGCAACCAUUUGAACCUCCGGACUGCUAUUAAAAUCCCCUUCCUUCCCACCUCCUCUCCCCUCCCACUCUCUCCUCUCUUCGUGUCACCCGUUCCGCCGUCAUCCCCAACCCGGUUGUACACGCAAGUUCCACCAUGUCAUUGGAAGAGAAAGGCGCCGCUGGCGCCUCGACGCCCGAGAAGGAUGCGUCGCCAGCAUACAACUUCGACGAGGGCGCCUCCGUCCGCACACGCGACCAGGAGGACUUUCUCACGCGCAAUGGCUUGAACCUCCGUUCCUUCCAAAAGAGGGAUAUGGGCUCGGGCGUGGUCGACUCGCUCGACCGCAGCCUAAAGACGCGCCACAUGCACAUGAUCUCGAUUGGAGGCUCAAUCGGCGCCGGUUUCUUCGUCAGUUCCGGCAAGGCGCUCAACACGGGCGGCCCGGCCUCCAUGCUGAUUGAUUUCCUCAUUGUCGGCGUCAUGAUGUUCAACACGGUUUACGCUCUGGGUGAACUUGCCGUCAUGUACCCCGUCUCUGGUGGUUUCUACACAUACUCGACCCGCUUCAUCGACCCGUCCUGGGGCUUCGCCAUGGGCUGGAACUACGUCAUGCAAUGGGCCGCCGUCUUACCCCUGGAACUCACGGUCUGCUCCUUCACGAUAGGAUACUGGAACCCUGAUAUCAACGUUGCUGUCUGGAUCACGGUCUUCUUCGUCCUCAUCAUCAUAGUUAACGUUUUCGGAGCUCUCGGUUACGCCGAGGAGGAGUUCUGGUCGUCAGUUCUCAAGCUGGGAGCGAUCGUUGUCUUCAUGAUCCUUGCCCUCGUCCUGGUCUGCGGCGGCGGUCCCAAAGAUGGUCGCUACGGCGAGUACUGGGGUGCCCGCCUCUGGUACGAGCCAGGUGCCUUUGCCAACGGCUUCCGUGGCUUCUGCAGCGUCUUCGUCACGGCUGCCUUCUCCUUCUCCGGCACGGAGCUUGUCGGUCUGGCCGCCGCUGAGGCUCGCAAUCCGGCCAAGUCGCUGCCUGGUGCCAUCAAGCAGGUCUUCUGGCGGAUCACUCUGUUCUACGUCCUCGGGCUGUUCUUCGUCGGUCUGCUCAUCGCCUGGAACGACGACAACUUGCUGGGGGCCAACCCCUAUGUGAACGUUAACGCCUCGCCGUUCGUUCUGGUGGGCAAGUAUGCCAAUCUGAAAGGCUACGACUCCUUCAUGAACGUGAUCAUCCUGGUCUCGGUCCUGUCCAUUGGCGUCUCUGCGGUUUAUGGCGGCUCACGCACCCUCACGGCCCUCGCGCAGCAGGGCUACGCGCCCAAGAUCUUUAGCUACAUUGACCGCUCCGGCCGCCCUCUGAUCUCGGUCAUCUUCCUUUGCGCGUUCGGCCCGCUGGCAUACGUCAGCCUUGCUGCCGAAGGCCCCACCGUCUUCGACUGGCUUCUUGCCCUGUCCGGUCUGGCCGCGCUCUUCACCUGGGGCUCGAUCUGCCUGGCGCACAUUCGCUUCCGCAAGGCAUGGCUCCGCCAGGGCCACACCCUGGACGAGAUUCCCUUCAAGGCCGUCGGUGGCGUGUACGGCUCCUACCUAGGUCUUUUCCUCAACGUCCUCGUUCUUAUCGCUCAGCUCUACGUUGCCAUCUGCCCCGUCGGGGGCGGCUUCAACGAUGCCGAGGGCUUCUUCAAGUCGUACCUCGCCAUGCCUGUCGUCAUUGUCUUCUGGAUUGGCGGCUUCUUGUGGAAGCGCACCGGCUGGCUCCGCACGGACCAGAUCGACGUCGACACGGGCCUUCGCGAGCAUGACUGGGAUGCCAUCAACGCGUACCGCGCCGAGUUGGCGGCGAUGCCGGCGCUCAAGAGGAUUUUCCACACGCUGUUUGUUUAGGGUUAUGAGAGGAGAUGAGAUGCUGCUGAAAGCAAGCAUCCAUGGAAUCUUUUGUCAUGGGUCAAAAACGUUUUCAAGUUAGGGGGCUAUGUCAUGUUAGCAGUUGAUGAAAUGAUACCACGCUACGAAUAGAUAGCAAGCAUUGUGCGGCGUCUGCGCUGUUCAACCGUCGAGUUGCUGUUGCCGACUACCAGUUACUUGCAUUGUAUUGUACCAAUGGGUUGCUGUUGAUGUUGUGAUAUGGGGAGUGUGCCAGGUAUCAUCAGCCACCACACUACCUG